GUGCUCAUCUCCAGUUCUUAAACUUCUCCACUGAACCUAACCACGACUUCGUUGAAAUUCGCAAUGGGCCCUACGACACCAGUAACAUCAUCAGCCGGUUUAGUGGGACCGAACUCCCAGGCUCCCUUCUUUCCACAUCGCACGAAACCACCAUAUAUUUCCACAGUGACCACUCACAGAACAAGCCUGGUUUUAAAGUAGAAUAUCAAGCUUAUGAACUCCAGGAGUGCCCAGAUCCUGAACCCUUCGCCAAUGGCAUUGUAAGAGGAGCAGGUUAUAGUGUGGGGCAGUCCAUCUCUUUUGAGUGCCUCCCUGGCUACCAGUUGAUUGGACAACCAGUCUUAACCUGUCAACAUGGAACCAAUAGGAACUGGGACCACCCAUUGCCCAGGUGUGAAGUCCCCUGUGGAGGAAACAUCACUGCCCAAAAUGGAACGAUCUACUCCUCCGGCUUUCCCAAUCAGUAUCCCAAUUCCCAGGACUGCACGUGGGUAUUUGUGGUGUCACCUGGAUAUGGCAUCUACCUCAACUUUACCUUGCUACAAACAGAGCCAUACAAUGACUUCAUCACUGUCUGGGAUGGUUCUCAAGAGACAGCUCCCCAGCUGGGGGUUUUCACAGGACACUCAGUGAAGAAAGUCAUCCAAAGCUCUUCCAACCAUGCGCUAAUGAAGUUUCACAGUGAUGCAGCCAAUGGAGGCCUUUUUGUCAUCCACUUCUAUGCCUAUCAACUUUCUAAGUGCCAACCGCCAACUAUGGUCCCUAAUGCUGAAAUCAUCACCGAGAAUGAGGAUUUUUCCGCAGGUGAUAUUAUUAGGUAUCAAUGCCUUCCUGGCUUCACCUUGGUUGGAAAUGAGAUCCUGACAUGCAGGCUUGGUACCCACCUCCAGUUCGAAGGCCCUCCCCCAACAUGUGAAGUUCACUGUCCAAUGAAUGAGGUCCUCCGUGACUCCACAGGAGUGAUCCUAAGCCCAUCCUUCACAGGCAGCUACCCUCACUUCCAGACUUGCUCUUGGAUGAUAGCAGUGGAACCAGAGUACAAUAUCACCUUCACCGUUGAAUAUUUCUUGAGUGAGAAGAAGUACGAUGAGUUUGGGAUAUUUGACGGGACUUCAGGUCAAAGUCCACUGUUACUGUCUCUAAGUGGAAAUUACUCUGCACCACUGGUGGUGACCAGCUCAGGAAACAGAGCCUAUCUCCACUGGUCCUCUGAUCAUGCCUACAGCAGGAAGGGUUUCCGGAUCCGAUAUUCGGCCCCUUAUUGCAGCCUCCCUCCAGCACCUCUCCAUGGCUCUAUCCUCAGCCACUCCGGCCUGCAGCCAGGAAGCACCAUUUGGUUCGGUUGUGACACCGGCUACCGCCUCGUUGGCCACAGCUUUUCCACGUGUUCGAGACACCCCCAGGGUUACCACCACUGGAACAAAGCCAUUCCUCUGUGUCAAGGUGUGCAGGAGACAACUGUAUACUUUCCUGUUGUUUAUCUGAACAUUUAUCCUACCCUGUCUUGCAACAGGCUGGGUGUUACAACAAUUCACCUCCACGCCCAAGAUAACUCCAGCGUGGAGUGCCUGGCUACUGGACAGUGGAGCAAUGGCAAUAAUCCUCCUCCAUGUGUGGCGGUCAGCUGUCCUGACAUCAGUAGCAUUGCUGUGGAACAUGGGAGAUGGAGGCUGAUUCAUGAGACCCAGUACCAGUAUAACGCACAGCUCAUGUUGAUCUGCGACCCAGGCUAUUAUUACAUUGGGUUUCGUGUCAUCGGCUGCCAGGCGAAUGGGAAAUGGAGCAUAGGAGAACCCAUGCCGACUUGUAGAAUCAUCUCCUGUGGAGACUUGCCCGUGCCACCCAACGGAAACAGGAUUGGGACCUUAACCACUUAUGGAGCUACUGCCAUCUUCUCCUGCAAUAGCGGCUAUACCUUAGUGGGUUCUCGUGUGCGAGAAUGUAUGGCCAACGGUCUUUGGAGUGGACUAGAAGUGACAUGCCUGGCCGGUCACUGUGGUGAGCCAGGUUCUAUUGUCAAUGGCCAGAUUAAUGGCGAGAACUACAGUUACCGUGGCAGUGUGGUGUAUCAGUGUAACCCUGGCUUCCGGCUCAUCGGCAUGUCAGUUCGCAUCUGCCAGCAAGAUCACCACUGGUCCGGGAAGACUCCUGUUUGUGUGCUGGUCUCCUGUGGCCAUCCUGGAUCCCCACCUUAUGCCCAGAUCUUGGGUGAUGUCCACACCGUAGGAGCAGUGGUGCACUACAAAUGCCAGGAAGGCAGGAAUUUGAUUGGCAAUUCCACCCGCACGUGUCAGCUUGAUGGGCGUUGGAGUGGAUCUCUACCUCAUUGCUCAGGAAGCAUCCGGGGACUUUGUGGUGAUCCUGGAAUCCCUUCCCAUGGUAUCCGGCAUGGUGAAAACGAAUUAAGUGUGAACAGCACGGUCUGGUUUAGCUGUGAGCCGGGUUACACGCUCCGGGGCUCACUGCAAAGAAUCUGUCAAGCCAAUGGAUCAUGGAGUGGCACUCAGCCAGAAUGCGAAGUGAUCUCAUGUGGGAACCCUGGGACACCCAGCAACUCAAGGGUAUUAUUCAAUGACGGCCUGGUGUUCUCCAGCUCCAUCAUAUACAAGUGUCGGGAUGGCUAUUAUUCCACAGGUGUGCUCAGCAGGCAUUGUACUGUCAAUGGAACCUGGACCGGGAGUACCCCAGAAUGCACAGUGAUAAACUGUGGGGACCCUGGCGUGCCAGCCAAUGGCAUCCGAAUGGGCAAUGACUUCACCUAUAAUAAGACUGUCACAUUUCAGUGCAUGCCAGGUUACAUGAUGGAAUCAGAAAGAGCUUCUACGUUAACUUGCACUAAGGACCGGACCUGGAAUGGGACAAAACCUGUCUGCAAAGCUAUCCUCUGCAAAUCUCCACAAAUUGUUCCCAAUGGAAGAGUCAUGGGCUCAGAUUUCAGUUGGGGCUCAAGUAUCAGUUACACCUGUCUGGAAGGCUAUCAGCUCUCCUUAGCUGCUGUUUUGACCUGCGAAGGAAACGGAUCAUGGAAUGGAGAAAUCCCACAGUGUUUUCCUGUCUUUUGUGGCGAUCCAGGAAUCCCAGCCGACGGGCGGCGGGAAGAUCGAGGUUUUACUUACCGGUCCUCUGUCUCAUAUUCCUGUCUGCCCCCGUUGGUGCUGGUGGGAUCAGCUCGGAGGUUCUGCCAAGCCGAUGGAGCAUGGAGUGGGACCCAGCCAAGCUGCAUUGAUGCAAGUGUUACAACCUGCAUGGAUCCAGGUGUGCCCCUUUUUGGAAUUCAAAACAAUUCCCAAGGUUAUCAGGUUGGAAGUAUCAUCUUCUUCAAGUGUCAUAAAGGAUAUUUGCUGCAAGGGUCCACCACCAGAACCUGCCUUCCAAAUCUGACAUGGAGUGGAAUUCAGCCAAACUGCAUCCCACACAACUGCAAAGAACCAGAUACCCCUGCCCAUGCCAACGUGGGCUCUCUGGACCUGCCUUCGCUGGGGUACACCUUGAUCUAUUCAUGCCAGAGUGGCUUUUAUCUCACCGGAGGAUCAGAGCAUCGGACUUGUAAGGCUGAUGGUAGCUGGACAGGGAAGCCUCCCAUUUGCCUGGCGGAUGUCCGACCCAGCAGACGGCCUACGGGGGCUGCAAAGGACCAGCAUCUUCCAAAAGUCUCAGUUCCUGCUGAUGUCUUUGCCAAAAAUUCCUUCUGGAAAGGCUCCUAUGAAUACAUGGGCAAAAAGCAGCCAGCCAUGCUUUCUGUCACCAGCUUUGAUCCAGUCACCAGUAAAGUAAAUGCCACUCUGAUGGACCACAGUGGUGUGGAGCUGCAAGUCUCUGGUAUUUACAAAAGAGAAGAUGUCCAUCUUCUCCUCCAGGUACACCAAAUUACAGGACCACUGGAGAUCUUCACGAACAAAUUCAAGAAUGAUAAGUGGGCAUUGGAUGGACACGUCACCCCAGAAGCUUCAAGUGGGACCUUUGUCUACCAAGGGUUUGUCCAUGGCAAAGGUUUUGGACAAUUUGGUCUCCAAAGACUAGAUAGCAGCAUCAUUGAACGGGACCCUGAAUCAACAGGAUAUCCAUUUGCAUCCAACAGCAGCUCAGUUGCAGCUGCCAUCCUCGUGCCUUUCAUUGCCCUGAUGAUUGCAGGGUUUGUGCUCUAUCUCUACAAGCACAGAAGGAGACCGAAGGUGCCGUUCAAUGGCUAUGCCGGCCAUGAAAACACCAAUGUCCGAGGAACAUUUGAAAACCCAAUGUAUGACCGCAAUUUGCAGCCAACAGACAUCAUGGCCAAUGAGGCAGAGUUUACCGUCAGCACUGUGUGUACUGCAGUAUAG
Messenger RNA from Protobothrops mucrosquamatus (brown spotted pit viper), 4319 nucleotides. RefSeq names its product CUB and sushi domain-containing protein 2-like. The annotation marks the transcript as partial. The record is from RefSeq and is a predicted model, not a curated record. The transcript is spliced from 28 exons. NCBI's taxonomy places the organism in Eukaryota, Metazoa, Chordata, Lepidosauria, Squamata, Viperidae.